Glycine soja is the source of this 1811-nucleotide messenger RNA. RefSeq lists its product as uncharacterized. The transcript is spliced from 4 exons. The coding region runs from base 397 to 1425 and encodes 342 amino acids. The record is from RefSeq and is a predicted model, not a curated record. NCBI's taxonomy places the organism in Eukaryota, Viridiplantae, Streptophyta, Magnoliopsida, Fabales, Fabaceae.
UUCAAUCUCUCUCCUCCAACAAGUGUGUGUGUGUGUGUGAGAGAGAGAGUAUCUUGUUGAAGCAGACUGCGUCAAGUCUUCCCCUUUUGCCAAUUCACAAAGUCUACGUUCCAAUCCCAAAUAAUAAUAAAUAAAAAACCCCACAAUUUUUUCAGUUUCUUGAUUUCUUCUUCCUUCUCUUUCAGAUUCCAAUCCAAAGAGUUGUUAUUGUUAUUUCCAGUUUUUCAUCCAUUUUCCCACUUCCGCGCCAUCAACUGAUUUUCCCUGAAAAGGGUUUCUUCUGAUUUCUUUUACCAUAUUGUUUCUUUGUUUUUUCUCCCUCCGAAGUUUCUUCCAAUUUUUUCUUAUUACAAAUAAUCAAAGGUGUGUGUUUGAGGGUGUUGCAGCUCGAUCACAAUGAGAACACACGCGUUACUGACACUUUUGUUGUUUUCUCGGGUUAUGUUUGAUGUUUCCGACGCUUUCUCUGUUCGGGAAUUCCGAAAGUUGAUUGCCUCUGAUCCAAAAGAUAAUCAACCAAAGGAUCCAAACCAUGCUGGUGAAACAAACAAGGCCACAGGGGGUUCACCUUCCACCAAUGUGAGUGGUCCUAUUUCAUCCCCAGUUCCACAACCACAACCUCUGCCCAAAGUGAUGAAGAAUACAAAUGAUGAUAAAGAAAAGGACAAUAAUUCAGCUCCUCCUGUGAGUGUACCUCCUCCACCAAAAAAUGAUGAUGGUGGUGACAAGGGUCUGGAUAAAGGGAAUGACAAAAUUGAGGGCAUGAAGUUUUCACAUAAUAGCACCACUGAGACUUGUGACGGGUUCAACAAGUGCACAGAUGAUGGGGGCAUGGUUGCUUGCAUUUCGAAAAUUGAUCCCAAAUACUUGGUUGUUCUUCUUCACAAUGGAGGAGAUGGCAUCAUCAUAGUGAAGCUUCGUACUGAUUUUGAUAAUAACCUGGGAGAUGUAGAAGUUCACAAAAGUAAAACAGAAAAGGUCAACAUCACACAAAGUAGCAGCAAAAGUACCCAACUGACUUUAAAUGCUGGAAAAGGGGAUUGUGUGCUUCACAUGGUUUCAAAUAUACCUGAUGAGAAUUUCAUUCUGCGUCUUCCUUCUUAUGACAAAAUUUUAACACCAGUAAAUGGUGCCUAUUUCCUCAUAUUGAUGGUCCUAGUCUUUGGAGGGACAUGGGCUUGCUGCGCAUGCAGGAAGAAACAUCAUGAUGAGGUUCCGUAUCAAGAGCUUGAAAUGGCACUGCCUGAGUCUGCAUUAGCUACCAAUGUAGAAUCUGCCGAAGGUUGGGAUCAGGAUUGGGAUGAUGAUUGGGACGACAAUGUGGCGGUGAAGUCACCGGCAGCGCAUGCGGGAAGCAUCUCGGGGAAUGGCCUUACUUCCAGAUCCUCAAACAAAGAUGGAUGGGAGAAUAACUGGGAUGAUUAGGGUUAUCAGGAGGCAGACGACAAGGGAAAUGAUAUAUUAACCACAAAGUGGAAAAGGAAAGAAAGGGAAAGCAUCAGAGUUGGGGAAGUUAAGAUCAAGGGAUGUGAGAAAUGUGGCUGUGCUAGGGCUUAACUUUGAUGCAUGUCCAUGCAAGGGACUGCAAAAAAGAAGAGAGGAAGUGUAAUAGUUUUAACAAAUUGGAUUCUUUUUUUUUUUUUUUUUUGUAUUGAAUGUGUAAUAGUGAAUGCCCUGGCCCAAACGGGAAACUAUAGAAACUGUAAAUGAAAUAUAGGAGGUAAAGUAUAUUUUGGCUUUAUCAAAUUUAUAUACACACUAUUCUAGUGAUCACAGAAAUGAAGACUUUUGUUAUUGUUUUUGACUUGUGA